Molecule: messenger RNA, 162 nt
Organism: Rhincodon typus (whale shark)
Lineage: Eukaryota; Metazoa; Chordata; Chondrichthyes; Orectolobiformes; Rhincodontidae
Product: ATP synthase subunit epsilon, mitochondrial-like
Exons: 1
Coding region: 1-162 (53 amino acids)
Biological process (GO): proton motive force-driven mitochondrial ATP synthesis
Cellular component (GO): mitochondrial inner membrane
Molecular function (GO): proton-transporting ATP synthase activity, rotational mechanism
Source: RefSeq, a predicted model, not a curated record
AUGGUGCUUUUCUGGAGACAGAUGAGUCUUAGUUACAUUCAGUACUCUCAAAUCGGUGCACAAGCUGACAGAACUGCUUUAAAACUCCAAUUCCAAGCAGAGGCCAAAAAAGCAGCAGAUAUAAAAGUCAAAGCCAACAAGCCAAACAAAAAAAAAGAGUAA